This is a messenger RNA of Rhizopus microsporus ATCC 52813, 1149 nucleotides long. Its product is annotated as O-sialoglyco protein endopeptidase. The transcript is spliced from 3 exons. Bases 1 to 1149 code for a protein of 382 amino acids. Gene Ontology annotation, cellular component: mitochondrion. Gene Ontology annotation, biological process: mitochondrial tRNA threonylcarbamoyladenosine modification. Lineage: Eukaryota; Fungi; Mucoromycota; Mucoromycetes; Mucorales; Rhizopodaceae. The record is from RefSeq and is a predicted model, not a curated record.
AUGAGCUUUAUAAGAAACAUAUUUGGAAUAAGCAAGAGAUUACCGUCUAAAAGACCCUUGAAAGUUCUUGGAAUAGAAACCUCUUGCGAUGAUACUGCCGCAGCCAUUGUCACUUCAGAUCGUCAAAUCCUUGCAGAAGUAGUCCGUGGCCAACAAGAGUUACAUGAACCCAAAGGUGGCAUCGUACCCAUGUUGGCUUGUGAAAGUCAUAGUCGCAACUUACCUGGUGUUGUCAGUGAGGCACUGCAAAAGGCUAAAUUAACUGUACAAGAUUUAGACGCCAUUGCAGUAACAAGAGGUCCUGGAUUACCUCCUUGUCUUCCUGUUGGCUUAAACGCUGCAAAGACAAUGGCAGCUGUAUGUGGAAAGCCGCUGAUUGGCGUUCAUCAUAUGGAAGCCCAUGCGCUGACAGCUAGAUUGACAACACCCAAUGCAGAUAAUGCGCCAUACCCACAGUUUCCGUUUAUGACACUGCUUAUAUCUGGCGGACAUACACUUUUGUUGACAGCAAAUAAUGUCGGUGAUUAUAGUGAACUUGCAGGCACAAUGGAUAAUGCUGUAGGCGAAGCGAUUGAUAAAGCAUCGAGGUCACUGAAACUGAACUGGAUCCAGGGAAGAAGGGGAGGACCAGGUGCAGCAUUAGAAAAGGCAGCCUCUGAGGGAGAUCCAGAGAGAUUCAUUUCGAAGUUACCAUUACCUUUGUCACUAUCAAGAAAGAAGGAAUUGAAAUUUAGUUUUGCAGGAUUAAAGUCUGCGAUGGAUCGUCUUGUUAAGGAUCCAUCCAUUGAUCUCAGUAACUCAAAAGAUGUCAAUGAUUUAGCAGCUGCAUUCCAAAUGAUAUGCAUUAAUCAUCUUGAACAAAAGAUCAAGUUGGCGCUAGAGCAAGAAGUAGUUAAGAAUAAGAAGCCAUUGAAUGCGUUUGUUAUAAGCGGUGGUGUAGCUAGUAAUAAGUUAUUCCGAUCAAGAUUGGAAACACUGGUAAAUGCUUAUGGACUGCCACUGAUAUGUCCUCCUCCUCAGCUGUGUACAGACAAUGGUGUGAUGAUAGCUUGGGCUGGGCUUGAACGACUCCAAGCAGGUCUGGUGGAUGAUUAUACGAUCACGACGAUUCCCGUAUGGCCUCUUGAAUCCUUAAAGCAAAGAGAAUAG